GCGCGGCGGCAUGUGACCACAGCCGUCGAUAGCCAUGCCCGAUCCAUUCCAAAACAUCCAUCAAAGAAUUUUAUACCUCCCUUGUCCAUUUGUGUGUGUCUCUGUUCCUUCUUACCUACACUGCGAGAGAGGAAGAAGAUAAGAGGAAGCGAUCGAUCGCGAUCGCGAUCGCAUCGCAUCGAGCGUGAAAAGAGGAUCGUUUGGAUUGGAGUGUCAUGGCCUCCGCAAAGGCCCCAUUUGGAACGAUGCACAACCAGCCGCCGCCCAGGAAUCGCAAGCACGCGGAUCCAGCGCCCUGGGACAGAGAUCCCAGCGGCGGCAGCAGCAGAGCUCCACUCUCCUCGAGAUCUUCCGGGAGUGGCAACGCCGCCGCCCCCGCCAGCAAAUCGGUGAGCCGCCCAGCGAAGGAUCAUCAAGUCGAGCAGCCGAGCAGUGGCAGGAGGAUCGCGAAUCAGGGGGCGAAUUCGUCGGGCAAGCCAGCGGCGCCACCGGUGGUCUCGCAAAGAUCUGCCGCUGCCAAGGUGGCUGGAUCCACAAAAACUGCGCCAUUUGGGACCGCCCACAAUGCUCCCGCCCAGGCACACAAGAAUGUGGGUGCUAGCAAGGCUCCAUGGGAGCGGGACGACAGCCAGAGAUUCCAAAAGAUUGCAUUUGGGAACCUCAAGAGUUUUGGAGCUUUUAUCCGAACUUGAGAAGAGGAAGACGAUGCACACCAUAGCUUUCUUUGUGUUUAAAACAAUUUCCCGACGGCAUGGAAAGAUGGAUCCAUGAGUUAGAAAAGUUUCGGGCUCUUUUGAACUGGAAACAUUGAUCAGGAACCUUGGAAUAUACUUGGUCACAACAAUUAGGGUGCAAGACCUCCUGACCAAGUUAUACCAGUUCUUUGGUGGUUAUCAAAAGAUCAAGUUUGUAAUUUGCACUUUUUUUCCAACAACAACAAAACGCUACUACUUACUACUGC
This is a messenger RNA of Selaginella moellendorffii, 961 nucleotides long. RefSeq lists its product as uncharacterized. The coding region runs from base 216 to 692 and encodes 158 amino acids. The record is from RefSeq and is a predicted model, not a curated record. Lineage: Eukaryota; Viridiplantae; Streptophyta; Lycopodiopsida; Selaginellales; Selaginellaceae. The transcript has 3 exons.